Messenger RNA from Colletotrichum orchidophilum, 993 nucleotides. RefSeq lists its product as uncharacterized. Bases 1 to 993 code for a protein of 330 amino acids. The transcript has a single exon. The record is from RefSeq and is a predicted model, not a curated record. Lineage: Eukaryota; Fungi; Ascomycota; Sordariomycetes; Glomerellales; Glomerellaceae.
AUGGAACCCGUUCCCGAGACUGAGAGAAUGGAGGAAUUCCGAUCCUCACCACUUCCCUCGCUCCGCAUACAGAACCCGAUAUUACUCCCUCCUGCCGUCGCCGAGCCUGAACCUUUGCGAAAGCCUCCUACUCUCCGCCGCCAGACCGAUCCCAGUCCCACUUCUCCGACCGCGCCGUCCUGGACCUUUACCCCUCUGCCCUACCGACCGCGGACAACCUCGCCCCUUUCCGGUCACCACACGAGAUCCAGGUCAGCAGCGAGCUUGGCCCCUCCCAUGUCUCGCACCCAGUCUAUGCCUGGCGUCAAUGGCGCCGGUCACAUACUGUUCUCACCCCAACUCCGUCCCGCUAGUCCUGCCGGGUCGCCCGGCCGCACGCGAACACCACGGAAGCCCGUUGACGAGGCAUUCCCUACUUCGCCUAUUCGUUCCUCCGUCUUGGAAUCGGAUCGUCAGACUGCAGACCGCAAUAGUUCUCCAAGUCUAAUUGGAACAACGCCCUCCAUGGUCCUGCCCCGACACCGUCGCCCGUCCUCACCCUUGCGGCACACUGGCCAUGCCAGCACUCCGUCGUUCACGAUGCCUACUACGCCAACGUAUACGUCCGCGGCUUCUUCGCCGUCAUUACGAGGAAACGACUCCUUCACCCAUGGCUACGGUGUUUCUGCUUCAUUCCCCUCCUCGUCAGUCCCGUCAACCCCGACAUCUGCAAGAUCGAGGAGCCCAAGUAUUUCUAGUCUUGAAACUAUACCGGACUCGCCCGAUGCAGAGGAGGCAGCUAUGGAAGCGGAGAGGAUUGCCCAGCUAAAGGCUGCCGCAGAAGCCACAGAGAAGGGCGAUGCCGGCGAGGCGAAGGGCAGGAGUGGUCUUGAUGUGCCCUUGCGUGGCAGAACGCUGGGUGGCUUUGGGUCGAGAGACAAACGAAAGCGUUGGAGUGUGUGUGGUGCCGAAAGACGACAAGACCUCGACUUGGAGACAAUCUGGGAAGACUGA